AUGUAUGUAAGCUAUAUAAAGAAUAAUGGUACACAAGUUAAAGUUCCAUUAGACAACAACUGCUACUUAAACUUAUAUGGAGAUGAACAAAAUAAAUAUUUCCGAGUUUAUGAAAUGACAGAUAUGACAUUGCCUGACCCAGCUCCAGCACCAUAUUAUUAUGACUAUGGUGCUGACGACAAAACACCACAUGUAGACCCAAAAAAGCAAACAUUAUAUUUAGAAUAUUAUAGAUAUAAAAGAUAUAAUGCAAUAGAAAAAACGAGAAUAGUAUACUAUUAUGAAGAUGACAGAAAUAAAUAUUAUAGUCAAGACUUUACCUACCCUGAAAACAUAAGAUUAUAUUAUAAAAAAUAUUCUGACACAAACCAGAAGAAACCUGAAAUAGUUGCACUAUAUUUUAAGUUCAAAAGAGACAAUCCUAUAAUGUCUCAUAUGUUUGAUUUAAUGAACCCAGUAGGUUCUAUUUAUACAUCUAUGGAUGUGAGAGGUCCUCAAGUAAUGUUUGGUGUUGGUGCAUGGGAACAAAUAGUCGACAGGUUUUUGUAUUGUGCAAACUCUUCAAAGGAAACAGGUGGAAGUAAAACGAUUUCAGGUGAAAAUUUACCUGCACACAGUCACUACAUAGAUUUAAGUACAUCUCAAGCAGGUUGGCAUAAGCAUAGAUAUUGGGAUUGGUCAGGAAUGACAAAAGGUAAAGGAUAUGAUGUUAAAGACAACGUUCAGUUUGCUAUAAAUUGUUACUGGAGUAACACUGAGGGAGGAGGAAACCAUACACAUCACGUUUCAGGAUAUACGCAAACAACCGGACAAAGUAAAGAAUACAUGCCACCUUACAUGACAGUUUACGCAUGGUAUAGAAUUGCUUAG
This is a messenger RNA of Trichomonas vaginalis G3, 870 nucleotides long. RefSeq names its product phage tail repeat-like family. The record is from RefSeq and is a predicted model, not a curated record. NCBI's taxonomy places the organism in Eukaryota, Parabasalia, Trichomonadida, Trichomonadidae. The transcript has a single exon. The coding region runs from base 1 to 870 and encodes 289 amino acids.